AAGACGACGAAAAUGAAGACUUACAAAAGGAUCAAAUACAUGUAGCCGAGGAUUUGCAAGAAGACGAAUUAGACGAUGAAGCUGAAAUUCGGCGUCGACAACUUAAAAGGUCUCGUGAAAGUGAUAGCGAGGAGACUUCAGAAUAUGAAACAGAUUCCGAAGAGGAAGAACAAUCAUCAAGAAAAUUAUUGAAGCCCGUAUUCAUACCAAAAGCGCAUAGAGAAACGGUGUUGGAAAGAGAAAGAAUGGCGAAAUUAGAAGAAGAAGCUGAACUCAAAAGAAUACAAGAACUUGAGGAAAGGAAGAAAGAAUCACAUGCGAUGGUUGCAGAAGUAGUUCAAAAAGCGUUGCAAAAAGAGGUGAAUGAGGAUACUGGAUUGCAAGAAAUUGAUGAUACUGAUGGCCUAGAUGAACAGGCAGAAUAUGAUGAAUGGAAAUUGCGUGAAUUAAGAAGAAUUAAGAGAGACAAAGAAGAAAGUGCAGCGAGGGAAAAAGAACGUGAAGAGAUUGAGCGCAGACGUAAUAUGUCUGAGGAACAUCGUAUGAAAGAAGAUAUGGAACGUAUCAAAAAACAGCGUGAAGAAAAACCCAAAAGUCAAUACAAAUUUCUACAAAAAUACUAUCACAAGGGCGCAUUUUAUUUGGAAAAUGAAGAUGUUUUUCAACGUGAUUAUACUAAAGCAACUCCAGACGAAGUGGCGCACAAGGAAGAUUUGCCCAAAGUGAUGCAAGUUAAAAAUUUCGGUCGUGCAGGGCAAACUAAAUGGACGCAUUUGGCAGAUCAAGAUACAUCAACGAAAGAUGUGCCUUGGAAUCAGAAAACGGAAAUUAAUAAGCGAACGAUAUCAAAAUUGGGUGGUUUACAUGGAGGUUUUGAUAAGCCCACAGCAAAGAAAAGGAAAUCAUAA
This is a messenger RNA of Funneliformis caledonium, 908 nucleotides long. NCBI's taxonomy places the organism in Eukaryota, Fungi, Glomeromycota, Glomeromycetes, Glomerales, Glomeraceae. The record is from the annotation of a GenBank genome assembly.